This is a messenger RNA of Drosophila grimshawi, 786 nucleotides long. RefSeq lists its product as uncharacterized. Bases 96 to 743 code for a protein of 215 amino acids. The record is from RefSeq and is a predicted model, not a curated record. The transcript has 3 exons. NCBI's taxonomy places the organism in Eukaryota, Metazoa, Arthropoda, Insecta, Diptera, Drosophilidae.
AUAUGUGCUUCAGGUUGCGAAGUAAAUAUUUUGCUUAGGUCAAGCGCUGGUCGCGAUCAGCAUACUAGGCCCUAUGUAUGCAAAAAUAAAGCAAAAUGUGUGCGGCGCUUUUACGAAACAGCAUUAAAUGCUUCAAUUUAAGAAUAAACACAAGGGCUGUACCCAGAUUAAAUAUAUGCACAAGUGCCGCACGCUGCAAAUGGCGCAGCAUUGGUUCUGCUGAUGUUGAGCGGAAUCUGUUGCGAGGCGACAACUUGCCGGAUAAUUACCAAUUGAUUUACCGCGCGCCGAUGGAGGAAUAUGUGGCAUGGACCAAGAAUGUGUCAACUGCCACAGUGACGUUAAUUAGCUUGGUUGCCGCCUAUCAAUUGGCCACAACAAUGAGCUUCAUGAAUAUUGCCAAGAAAAUUGAUAUUGCUGUACUUGUUUCAAAUGAAUCAGACAUUUACUUCUUUGCAGCGGGAUUUGUGCUAAUUAACCUGGCCAUUCGCGCAUUUGUGGCUAAAUAUCCGCUGAGGAUAUACAAAAGUGCCGAUAAAUAUGUGGCCGUCUACGGAUCACAAUUGCCGCUGGGCACAACUAAGCAUUAUUUCGAACGAGGCCAAAUUUCAGAGUACAAAAAUGUGCUGAAUCCUUGGAGACACAUCAUGUUCAAACUAGACAAUCGUUCGUCUAUGCUUAUGAUUGAUUACUUUAAGACGCCAGCGGAAUUUCACCAGUUAUUUAAAGAAAGCCAAGACUAACUUUAAUUUGUUUAUAUAAUAAAAUGAAAGCCUGUUGAUUAUA